Messenger RNA from Schistocerca serialis cubense, 2966 nucleotides. Its product is annotated as THAP domain-containing protein 2-like. NCBI's taxonomy places the organism in Eukaryota, Metazoa, Arthropoda, Insecta, Orthoptera, Acrididae. The record is from RefSeq and is a predicted model, not a curated record. The transcript has 3 exons. The coding region runs from base 218 to 1429 and encodes 403 amino acids.
GCAUGUGGUCGUGCAAACCGCGGAAGAUCACUUGCGUAGAACACUUGGCGGGAAAAAUGUAUUAAGCGUUUAGGAAAUGUAAUGAGAAAAAACGGAAUCCACAGGUAGACAGAUUUGCAUUCCAUUUUCAAACGGAACCAACGAGUUAAAAUUUCAUAGAGUGGCUGAGAUACUAGAUACAGCGCUCCUAGCGGCAACCAACGCUAACUCUGCCGCCAUGUUCUCCUUAGUCAAAACAUUAGGAAAGCGUUACUGUUGUUUGUGUUGGAAGUGUGUCAGUUUUGUUACAAAAUAUAAAGUCAACAUGCCUGCAGUGUGUUCAGCGUUCAACUGCACAAAUCGCAGCGAUAAAACAACAAAUAUUUCAUAUUAUCAAUUUCCUUUAAAAGAUAAGGAAAUUACAAAAAGAUGGGUUAUAAAUAUGAAGCGAGAAAACUGGUUUCCUACUACAGCCAGUUACCUCUGUUCAGCCCAUUUUGAAGAGAAAUAUAUGUACCACACAAAUGUCCAGAGGCGCCUUUUGUCAAAAGCAGUAUCUACUAUCUUUAAUUUUCCACCACAUUUACAAAAGCAAGAUAAAGUAUUACGACCACAACCCAGAAAGCAAUCUUUCGACAAUUUGCAAGACAGUGCUGUUACAGUGACAUCAUUAGCACAAAUGCCUAUCGGACCCACAUCUGUUUCUGCUGACCACAAUUACUGUCUACCAAGCCCCAAGAAGUUGAAAACACAAUAUAACAGAGUACAAGCAGAGAAUGUGCGACUAAAGAAGCGGAUAAAGCAAAUGAAGCAACUGAGUGUACGACACAAAAGAAGAAUAGUGCAGUUACAGACUUUAGUUGCUGGUUUGAGAAGAAGGCUAUGUAGUUCAGUUUCUGAUAUGUUAAACAGUGAACAUGUAGUUGGUUUGUUCAAGGAGCUAUUGGAACUUAAGUGCAGUGCUAAAGUAUGCCAUUAUUCUCAGCAAAUAAGGAAAUUUGCCCUGACCCUACACUUUUAUUCUGCCAAAGCAUACAGCUACUUACGAAAAUUUGUGAAAUUACCCCAACCAAGAACGCUUCGCCGUUGGGCAAUGUCAGUGGGUGGCCAUCCAGGUUUUACUGAGGAGGGUUUCACUAAAAUUGCCUCUGAAGUUGAGAAUAGCACAACCCAAAUUUUGGCAACAUUGAUGUUUGAUGAGAUGGCUAUUAAGAAGGACCUUGUUUGGGAUGGGGAAAAAAUAAAAGGCUAUGUUGAUUUUGGGGAGGGUGGCAUAGAAAGUGAUGAUAGCGAGGUAGCAAAAGAGGCUCUUGUGUUCAUGGUCACAGCGCUAAACAGAAAUUGGAAAAUUCCUGUGGGUUAUUGUUUAGUUCACUCCCUAUCUUCUACUGUAAAGCUAAAUUUGGUACAACAGUGUCUCCGAAAACUUGAAGACACUGGUUUACUAUAGUAGCUGUGGUUUGCGAUGGUACUGCCACAAAUAGAUCUCUAAUGGCAAAUUUAGGGAUCAGAUAUGAUGAACAGGGAGCACAGAGUUGGUUUCCCCACCCUUCAAAUAAUGAUACGAGGGUAUUUUGCAUGUUUGACACAGCUCACAUGCUAAAGCUGGCACGUAAUUUACUUGCAGAAAAGAAUUUUUUGUUAGAUGGUACCAUUUCAGGCAGUGAUAACAUAAUUAAAUGGGAAUAUUUUAAAAAGUUUGUGGACUUGCAUGAAAGGGAAGGUUUGCAUGCUGCAAACAAACUUAGGAGGCGGCACAUUCUGUACCAAACUCAAAAAAUGAAAGUGGCUUUGGCAGCAAAAACUCUUAGCAAUUCUGUUGCAAAUGCCAUGUUGUUCUGCAAAGAUUUAGGAAUUAAAGAAUUUUAUGGGUGUGAGGCAACAGUUAAAUAUAUAAAAAUGUUAGACAGUGCCUUUGAUUUAUUAAAUUCUUGUCACACAAUGGGCAAGGGCACUAAGGCACCAAUUUUCAGAGGGAACAGAGACACAGUCUGUAAAAGGAUCAAUGAAUACAUUAAUUAUUUCAAGUCCUUAAAGCUUUCUGAUGGAAGUCCUGUUAUUCUGUCUAACAGAAAAAUGCCGUUGUAUGGACUUAUGCUGAAUUUAAUGAGCGUAAGGCAAAUUGCAGAAUUGUAUGCUUGGAAAGAAAAUGCAGAGCUCAAUUAUAUUUUGACCCGUAGAACAAGUCAAGAUAACUUGGAAUUAUUUUUCUCCAGCAUUUGUAGUAGAGGAGGAAACAGAAAUAACCCAAAUGCUGUGCAGUUUAGAUCAGCAUACAGGAAAUGCUAAAAAUGGAAAUUGCCAAGAAUCAAAUACUAUUAUGCUACGUCCUGCUACCGUUCCACCACUUCCUUUUGCUAAGGUAAGCCCUGCAGCUGUAGACCAUGAUUAUGUGCCAGACUAUGCCUCAGUGAGUAUGAACUCUGAAUGUGUCAUUGAGUACAUAGCUGGAAGUAUAGUGAGACAGGUGACAAACAAAAUUAACUGUACUGACUGCUUAGAAGUUAUUUUUGCUCGUAUUGAGGAUAAAAGAACUGGACUGAUUGCAGCGAAAGAUGUGAAAACCAGUUUAAUCAAUCCAGCUAAUGAUGUUGUUAAACUUUGUAAUGUUGCUGAGAAGGUUUUCAGAAAUAAUGAGGACAUAAUCCUGAAAUGUCAGAAAAACGUUUUGUUGAGGUUCAGACAGAAGUCUUCCAAUUGGUGAGAGGCUCCUUAUUUAUAAACAAUGAACAUCUUUUUACAGAAACUGAAUUUGGUGAAGAAACCCAUUAUGUUAAACUGAUAAAACUGCUGCUCAAACAUUAUUUUAUACGUCGAAUAAAUCACUUAUGCAAAUCAAAAUCAUCUGAGCAGAGCGGUAAAGUUGUGAGACAACUAUACACGAAGCUUAUUUUAUUUAAAGGUCAGUGAAAAGACUGAAACAAUUCGAAUGUCAGUUAAAACAUUGUAAAAAUUAAAUGUAAAUAAACUAUUUUACUUUUCUUGUA